Molecule: messenger RNA, 2831 nt
Organism: Lindgomyces ingoldianus
Lineage: Eukaryota; Fungi; Ascomycota; Dothideomycetes; Pleosporales; Lindgomycetaceae
Exons: 3
Coding region: 116-2584 (822 amino acids)
Cellular component (GO): nucleus
Molecular function (GO): RNA polymerase II CTD heptapeptide repeat phosphatase activity
Source: RefSeq, a predicted model, not a curated record
CCGAGCUCAUUCACCACCCCAGCCAGUCCCGAAUGCGCUCAUUGAAACCGCGACGCGCCCUCCGCCACAAACACCACAACCACGUUCUAACUCGCAUGGGCCUGCGCAACGAGGAAUGAAGCUCCGAUCGCCGCCCGGUCUGCACUAUCCCAUCACCGUCGUCGAGCUUGCUCGGAAGCACGAUGAUGAGAUCCAGCGCUCGUCGCCGCUCUUCACUUACUACUACGAGAGUGUAGUCACUGAGGGUAACAAGUAUGGCGAGACUAAUGAGGUCAAGAAGAAGUUCCCCGCCAAGUUCGACUCCUCUGCCGACGGCAUCAUCGGCCAGUGGUUCAUCAAGAAUGGCACCGUCAUUCACCGUCCCGGGGUUGAUCUCGUUGAAAUAGAAGAGCCCUGCACUCAUGAGAUCCAGUUUGGCUCCUUGUGCGCUAAUUGCGGCAAGGACAUGACUGAGGUUGAUUACCUCACCGAAGAGCGCAAUGUCGACCGAGCGACCAUCAACAUGACCCAUGACAACAUCGCCUUGCUUGUUAGCCAGAAGGAAGCUGUUCGCGCAGAGGAGGACUCUAAGCGUCGAUUGCUUGGUGCCAAAAAGCUGUCCCUCAUUGUCGACCUCGACCAGACCGUCAUCCACACAACCUGCGAGCGCACAAUUGCAGAGUGGCAAGCGGACCCAGAGAACCCAAACUACGAGGCUGUGAAGGACGUUCGAAGCUUUCAGCUUGCCGAUGACAAUGUCGCCAACGUGGCUGCGAACUGGUACUACGUCAAAAUGCGCCCCGGUCUGAAGGACUUCUUUGACAGAGUCUCGACAAUGUACGAGAUGCAUGUCUACACAAUGGCCACCCGAGCUUACGCACAGGCUGUUGCGAAGAUCAUUGACCCAGACCGGAGGUAUUUUGGCGAUAGGAUCCUCAGUCGCGAUGAGAACUACACCGACAAGCUCAAGACGCUCCAUCGGCUGUUUCCGACCAAUACAGACAUGGUAGUCAUCAUUGACGACAGAGCCGAUAUCUGGCAUUACAGUGACAACCUCAUCCGCGUGCCUGUUUUCAACUUCUUCCCCGGUGCAGGAGACAUCAACGCCAGCUUUCUGCCCAAACAACAGGAACUGGUCACCUCUGCUGUGAGAGCUCCUUUACCUGAGCUAACACCAAUCAAGGAUAGUAUAGGAGCAGAAGGUGAAACCGCCAUACCAUUUUCCGUUGCAGGAAAGCCCACUGAAACUGUGUCCACAGAAAUUUCAAAUGGCACCUUAACCGAGCUAGAGCAACAGCUGCUCUCAAUGAGUGGCGGGGAUAGUCCAGAAGUCCUUGAACAGCAGGUCAAAGAGCAAGAGAAGGUCAUCAUAUCACAACAAACAGAGCGACCUUUACUACAGAAGCAGCUCUUGCUUGAUCAGGAAGAUGAGGCAGCCGAGGCCGAAGACAGUGAGCAGCCGGUCGAGGCUGAAAACGGCGACACGCAAUCGAGCGAACACCACAGGCAUCGGCACGGUCUUCUGCACGACGACGAUAGGGGUUUAGACCUCAUCGAAGAAUGCCUGAAUCGUGUACACCGCUCAUUCUACGAUGAGUACCAGAAGAAGAAGACCGGCCCCCAGGGUGGCCGUAUUGCCGAACUACGAGGCGAGAAGAGCCCCAAGAAACGGACACUGGAGGAAUUCGUGCCCGACGUCAAGGUCUUGAUGCCAAGAAUGAAGCGUGAAGUUCUUGCCGGGACUACCAUAGUAUUUUCAGGCAUUAUACCACUAGGUUUAGAUGUGCAAUUCUCUGACUUUGCGUUAUGGAUAAAGAGCUUUGGAGCGGAAGUGUCCCUCAACGUAAACAGGCAAACCACCCAUGUUAUCGCCAACCCGGAUAGAAAGACUACCAAAGUCAAAAAAGCCGCCCGCAAUCCUCAUAUAAAGAUCGUCAACGCCGACUGGAUGUUCCAAUGCUGCACAAGAUGGGAGCGUGUCGACGAGGCACCCUACGUCAUCGAAGUAGAUACGGCCGAACGAGGAGGAUCUCCAUUUGAAGAUCUUGAGGACGACGACCUUGCAGUUACCGGUGACGAGGAGGGCGACAACGCGGACGAAGCAGUAUCACCAGUGGAGCUAGAUAUGUCAGAUGAGAAGUGGCAAUCACUCGGUGACGAGUUCCAGGAUUUUAUGGACGAAUCUGAGGACACGGACCAGGACAGCAAUUCCGACUCCGAGAGCAUUCACUCUGACACAGGCGCUUUAGCAGACUCAAAACGAAGCAAAAAGAAGAGGAAGCGUACAACUGGCUCUACGGACGUGAGUGAUGCGGAGGAUAGCGAUACAAGUGUCAAUAGUACGUCCCGAUUACAGAGAAGGAAAAAACGUGUCCUGGAACGCGUGACGUCUCUGACAAACGUUGUGUCGGCAGAUAAAUCUUCAGGCCUUCCAAGUCCGGAAACAACUGGCCCAGAGGAAGGUCAAGGUGACGAAGAUGGGAAAAACGCUGUUGCUGCCAAUUUUGGCGGAGGUGAGGCGGAAGACGAGGACGAAGUAGAGGCGGAACUGCUAGCGGGGUUCCAAAAUUCCGACAGUGAAGGCGAUGAUGAAUCGCAAGAGUAAAUAUGGAGGCGGUAUAUCGUUUGGCGUUCAUCUUGACUGCACCUGCAUAGCGAGGUGUCUGGCUUUUUGGGAGUUUAUAGCCUGGAGUGCUCUCGGGAAUACCUUCUUGGUCGAGUUGGACACUAUGAUUUUUGACUGGAUUACGGUUACAGGAUCUGGAGUGGCAUAUAAGGGGUGUUCUGGUGGACUUGCAUCCUAGAUAGAGCUGCGGAGACGCCGUCAUGUGCGCAGACGUACUUGUUAUUUG